Oryctolagus cuniculus (rabbit) is the source of this 1465-nucleotide messenger RNA. It is a transcript of the gene ABHD12B, whose product is annotated as abhydrolase domain containing 12B. Gene Ontology annotation, biological process: monoacylglycerol catabolic process; phosphatidylserine catabolic process. The record is from RefSeq and is a predicted model, not a curated record. Gene Ontology annotation, cellular component: endoplasmic reticulum membrane. Lineage: Eukaryota; Metazoa; Chordata; Mammalia; Lagomorpha; Leporidae. Gene Ontology annotation, molecular function: phosphatidylcholine lysophospholipase A1 activity; monoacylglycerol lipase activity.
GGAGGCGCUGUGAGCAGCGCGCACCCCAGGCUGACGCGCAGCCCCCGGGUCGCUGCACCUGUGGCACCAGCGCCGUGCUGCGGGGGAGGAGGGCGGGUUCGGGCGGGCACUGCAGGGGCGGGGAGGGUGCGGACCGCAGCUCCCGGGGCCGGCCGAGGCGGCGCCAGACCCGGACACGGUGCAGGAUGGAAGCGCAGGACUGCGGGGCGGCCGCCACGCCGGAGCCCCCCUGCCGCGGCUUGGUGGCCGAGUGGUGGGACAUGGUGGGGCGGAGCGUGCGAUCUUUCCCACAUUCCUGUUCAACACUUGGAAGAAAAAUUGCUGCUCUGUACAACAGCUUUACUAGUAAACCAUUAAAAGAACACAUUUUCCCUCCUCUGAUGGAAAUGCUAAUUUAUUUUAAUUUUUACAAAGCCCCAUUUCUCGUGGAUUUAAAGAAUCCAGAAGCAAAGAUCCCCCACACGGUGAACUUUUACAUCAGCUCUGAGCCCGGGGUGAUUCUGGGAGUGUGGCACACAGUGCCCAGCUGCCGGGAGGGCGACGCCAGGGGGAAGGAUCGGGGCUGGUACGAAGCGGCGUUGCAGGAUGGGAACCCAAUCAUUGUCUAUCUUCAUGGCAGUGCACAACACAGGGCAGCUUCUCACAGAGUCAGGCUGGCAAAGGUGCUCAGUGACGGUGGCUUUCACGUCUUGUCUGUUGACUACAGAGGGUUUGGAGACUCUACAGGGAAGCCCACAGAGGAGGGACUGACUGUGGAUGCCAUCUGUGUCUACGAGUGGACCAAGGCAAGAAGUGGCAUGACCCCCGUGUGUCUCUGGGGCCACUCGCUGGGUACAGGAGUUGCCACAAAUGCUGCAAAAGUAUUAGAAGAGAAAGGAUGCCCAGUUGAUGCCAUUGUCUUGGAAGCUCCAUUUACCAACAUGUGGGUUGCAUGCAUCAAUUAUCCCUUGUUAAUGAUCUGCCGGAAGUUUCCACGAUGUUCACGUGCACUCAUGGAUGCCAUGAAGAGAGACAGAAUAGUCUUCCCCAGUGAUGAAAAUGUCAAGUUCCUGUCCUCCCCGCUGCUCAUCCUACACGGAGAGGACGACAGGACGGUGCCUCUGGAGUGUGGGAAGAAGCUCUAUGAAAUCGCACACACAGCAUACCGGAACAAAGAGAGGGUCAAGAUGGUUAUCUUUCCUCCCGGCUUCCACCACAACCUCCUUUGUAAAAGCCCCCUCCUGAUAAUGACCGUGAGGGAUUUCCUGAGCAAGCAGUGGGCCUGAGGGCUGGAACCGGCAGGAAGACUUGGUCCCAGCGCCACCUGUGAUGUGCGUUAUUUUCGUGCAAGGCCAUUUGGAUGAGCUGAAGCCAUCUGCCAUUUCAAUAAGGCAGGCGUGGGUGCUGGGUGGAUGGGAUGUCCUCACUUAGCUCUGCUGUGUGAAGUGUGCAAAACGUCCGAGUGGGGAAUAAGAACUUGGUAGAA